Molecule: messenger RNA, 2435 nt
Organism: Malaclemys terrapin pileata
Lineage: Eukaryota; Metazoa; Chordata; Testudines; Emydidae
Product: histone H1C-like
Exons: 1
Coding region: 923-1378 (151 amino acids)
Biological process (GO): nucleosome assembly
Cellular component (GO): nucleosome
Molecular function (GO): DNA binding; structural constituent of chromatin
Source: RefSeq, a predicted model, not a curated record
ACCAAGAGACGGGGGAGAGCAGAGAGGACACAGUUAGCCUGGCGACAGGGGAUGUCAGCGGUGGGAGGGGAGGGGGAAUAAUAAUUGAUUUGUAUUUGUGGUAGCACCUAGGAACCCAUCAUGGGCCCAGACCCCAUUGUGCAGGGCACAGUACAAACCCAGGACAAAGAUAUGGCCCUUGUCCCAAAGAGCUGCUUCUCUCUCACACUCACACACACCCCCCCCCCACUCGUGAGCUGAGCUCUGCAGGGAUAGUGCAAACGGGAUUUGAACGCCGAUUCGCUUUGCUUCUUUAAAAUCUCUGUCGAUUCCUUAGCUGCAUGGACACGCCACCGGGGAAACCAGUCACGUUGGGCCACGCUCACGCAUCACAGGCCCCCUCUGACCUCACAACGCACCAGGCUGCGCUACCACGGUUACCAGUCUGGGCCAAGGGCCAGAGGUGGGCUCUGCCUUGGAGCUCACCACUGCCUGCCCAGCCUCCUCCACGCAGGGAACCAGAGGGCCUGAUUACAGGGCGUGCCAGCAGAGGAACAAGGCAAGGGUACCUCCAGCAUUGGAGGCAGCUGAGAACUGGCCCCGCUUAGCCAAGCCGUGAGGAGCUAAAGCCCUCGCGUGUGACGGGCAUCACCCAGCGCUUUCAUAAAGGGGUUGUUAACGGAAGCUUUCCCCGGGUCCUCUGUGUUGUUUGAGCCGCGGGUCCCCGGGAAGUGGGACUCCGCGUAAACGUUCAGAGACUGAUCAGAGCACCGAGGAGGAGAAGCCGGAGAGCUACGCCAGGGCCAACCGCCCCACGUCGCGUCGUUCCAGUGUUUUGGGGCCACACCUCCAGCGGGAAACAAGACCACACAGACAGGGCAGCCGGGAGGUGGCUCCAAUCUGAAGGCAAGUCAGGGAGCAGUGUCUCCUAUCGGCUGGCAAAAUGACUGAUCUGUGUGAACCUUGUGAGGGGUCCUCUUUGGACUCAGAGCCCCAAGAUCCAACCACAAGCCCAGGAGCCCCCACGACCUCAAAGCAUGCCAGCCCCAGCGUCUCAGAGCUCAUCCUUUGGGCCGUGGCCACCUCCCCGAAAUGCCAAGGCCUCUCCUUGGAGGCCCUGAAGAAGAUAAUCACCAAGGCAGGCUACGACGUGGUGAGGAACAAAACCCAUUUCCUCCGUGUGCUCAAGGGGCUGGUCUCCAAAGGGCUGCUGAAACAGAUGACUGGGAUGGGCGCCACAGGCUCCUUUCGUGCCGGCAAGAAGAAGAGGGAUGUGAAGAAGAAUCAAGUAGCUGGCAAGAAAAGGAAGAAGCCCGGGAGCAGGAAGGCACCCAAACGCGUGUCCUCCAAAGCCGGCCGGCCAGCCCACCGGGGUAGGAAACGGCAAGCCGCCAAGUGAGGGAUUGCAUCCCCCGCUGUGAAACAAGGCUUAAUAAAGGGAUCCGUGUAUUUAAAAGCUCUCCUGUGUCUGGGCGAAUCCUUUCAAAGUGAGAUGCAAAGAGGAAACCGCCUUGAAAGUCAGGAGGGUGGGAGGCCAGGGGCUGAAUGCCUUCCCAGCCCUCUGCAUCAGUCUGGGCCAUUGUGUGGGUGGGGAGAACUCUGCGGGAUUACAGAACUGGUGCUUGGUAACUUGGCUGAUCUUCCCCGCUUAAUCUUGAACUGGAGUCCCUCCAUGUGCUUUGAGGGCAGCCUGCUCCUCUUUCAGAUGAGCAGGGAAACCGGGCUUCGGGCCAGUCAAGGUCUCGUGGCACAAGUCAAGCUGUCUAUGCUCUCCUGAGUCCAAAUUAGGGAGGCGGAAUAAAUCUAUAAUCCUCAAAGUUCCUCUUGCACGUUCAGUGGGUACAGGGUUUUUCUCCCCUCCCUUUAAUGGCACUCAGCAAAGCUACAUGAUUGAAAACAGCUGUCAUGUGCCACCCCAGAGAUGGCAGCUAGGUGGAGUGAUCUGUCAGGGCUUCAGGAGGUGCCCGGGACAGGGGGAUGUUUUCUGUUAAUGUGUUAACAGGCCUCCAUCCAACAUGGGGAAAUCUGAUCUAAGGCUACACGCGCACACACACACAUCACAGGGUUCUUAUGACAUCACAAUGCACCAACCACGGCUCCUAUGGUUACUAGCCACAUCUGGCCUUCAAGAGUGCCCUCAACAAGCAAAAGGACUGAUACUAGACGAGUCGUCCCAGGUUCCCUCCUCUGAUUCAGUCACCCUGGAUUCUUGGUUAAUCCAGAUUCAGAGAUAGUUGAGAACACUCGUACUUCCAAUCCAUCAUCUUCUGGCUUCUCUAAUCCACACAAGCAUCAGGUUCUAGGCUCCACAACCAGCCCAGGCCAUUGGGUUCUAGGCCAGUGGUUCUCAAACUAUCGUACUGGUGACCCUUUUGACAUAGCAAGCCUCUGAGUGCAACCCCCCCCUUAUAAAUUAAAAACACUUUUAUAUGUUUAACACCAUUAUAAAUGCUGGA